AUGAAUUUGGAGGAGUACCGCAGACAUGGAAAGGAAAUGGUAGAUUACAUCGCCGAUUACCUGGAAAAUAUCCGUUAUCGACGCGUUUAUCCAGCAGUUUCGCCGGGAUAUUUGAGAAAUGUCCUGCCGGCGUCGGCUCCAGUAGACGGCGAGUCUUGGGAAGACAUAUUCGCCGAUGUUGAAAAAUGCAUCAUGCCGGGCGUAACGCAUUGGCAGAGUCCGCACAUGCAUGCCUACUUUCCGGCUCUGAAUUCACCUGCCAGUUUGUUGGGCGACAUGCUGGCCGAUGCAAUAAACUGUCUGGGUUUCACGUGGGCUUCCAGUCCGGCGUGUACCGAGUUAGAAACAAUCGUCAUGAAUUGGUUAGGCAAAAUGAUUGGAUUGCCUGAAGAUUUCCUGCAUCGACCCGGCGGUUCUGGUGGCGGCGUCAUUCAAACGACGGCGUCAGAAGCGACGCUAGUGUGCUUACUUGCAGCCAGAACCAGAGCUAUCAGGGACGUGCAGGAGAACGAGCCAGAUCUUUUGGCGACGGAGAUCAACUCGCGACUAGUUGCAUACUGCUCAGAUCAGGCACAUUCGAGCGUGGAAAAAGCUGGACUUAUAGGACUGGUUCAAAUGCGAUAUAUCGAAUCCGAUAGUGAGUUCAGCAUGAGAGGGGAUGCUUUACUUGAAGCGUUAACGCGUGAUCGAGCUGAGGGAUUGCUUCCUUUUUUCGUAUGCGCAACUUUAGGCACAACUGGUGCAUGCUCUUUCGAUAAUCUGAAAGAAAUCGGACCAAUAUGUCAACAAAACGGCUUAUGGUUACAUGUCGAUGCUGCCUACGCGGGUAGCGCUUUUGUGUGUCCUGAAUUUCGCGGUUGGCUUCAAGGUGUGGAACUUACCGAUUCCAUUGCCUUCAAUCCAAGCAAGUGGCUCAUGGUCCAUUUCGAUUGCACAGCCAUGUGGGUAAAGAAUAGUCAGGCGCUGCACAGAACUUUUAAUGUGGAUCCGUUGUAUUUGAAACAUGAAAAUUCAGGUCUUGCUAUUGAUUAUAUGCAUUGGCAGAUUCCUCUAUCUAAGAGAUUUAGGGCUCUGAAACUGUGGUUCGUUAUCAGAAAUUACGGAAUUACGGGCCUGCAAAAACAUAUACGAGAGGGUGUGAGGUUAGCACAAAAAUUUGAAGCUCUAGUCUUCGCCGAUGCCCGUUUCGAAAUUCCUGCUCCAAGACAUCUUGGCUUGGUGGUCUUCCGUCUUCGUGGCGAAAACACUUUGACUGAACGUUUACUAAAGAAGCUUAAUUCGCGAGGUCGAUUACAUUGCGUACCAGCCGCCUUGCAUGGGAAAUACGUUAUCAGGUUUACAGUUACUUCGACAAACACGACAAAUCAAGACAUUGUAAGAGAUUGGGCAGAAAUACGAAAUACCGCGAAUGAGAUUUUGGGUGAUACUUCUGAAUCACCUGUACGAGCCAGAGUUCCUCUCGCAGAUACGAGACAGAAGAAUGAAAAUUUCGGAUCGAGCUUAUUAUUGGCUAAUUCGCCGAUGUCACCGAAAAUCGUGAACGGUAGUUUUGCCGCCAUAUAUGACACGGCCGAUGUAUUUGAAGAAUGCAUGAAAACUUUUGGGAAGAUUAACCUCGAGGCGAGGGAUAGUCCAGCCAUGCGUCGUCGUAUUCGCGGGAUACUAAUGUCAGGCAAACAGUUUUCUUUGGAUUCUCGCAUGGAUCUCGUCCAGGGAUUCGUUUGCAGCCGUCCACUUUUGGCUUCUCCUUCCGAAUUACCAUUAAUGAAAGAAGAUGAAUACACCGGGGCAUACGAAUCAAUAUCCGACGUCGAUAAAAUGAGCGAAUCUGAUAAUGAUAAAUUACUUGUUCAUAACAACUUGGCGGAAUCUGAUAGUUCCAAAGCAUGCUAUAGGAAUUUGUCGAAGGCCGGUUCAAAUUACGCAGUGGUAAACGGUACACUAGUCAGUAUUGAUGCCGAAGACAAUGACAAUAACCCGGUGACCAUUGCUUCGGCCAACGUAGGCUUUCCCAGAAGUGAGACCAUAGCUGCUAUCGGUAGUCGACCUUAUACAGGUGAUCUAGAGCCCAUUCGAGUUUUGAGAGAAAAAUGGAUAAAAGAGAAAGGAAAUGAAGAAGAUCAAGACGGCAAUAAGGAGCUCUGUAAAAAAUGUGGUCACUACUCUACACGUCAGUAAUUAGUCCGGCAUUACGUAUUCUUCAUACGUUAAAAAGCAUACUCAUUUGCACUCGAAGCCACUUUUGCGUUUGCAAUUUAAUAAUUUAAAAUUAUUUUUGCAAUAUACAUGAUUCAAUUAUUUUGCAAUAUACAUGAUUCAAUUAUUUUUGCAAUAUACAUAUGAUCAGUCUGAUAUCAAGCGGAAUUAGUAAUGAAUAAGUUACAUUAAUUCGCUAAGUAAAAAUCUUAAAAGUAAUAGAAUAACUCGUGAUUAAUUAGAAGAUUGACUUCAAAAUUAUUGAAAGAUUUAAAAAAAUAUCUAUCUUAAAAAUAUUUACACAGUAAAUUUACAUAUUUUACAAUUUUUUGAAGGAUGGAAUAUUUCUGAAUGAGAAAGAAAAAUUAAAGAUUUGAAAUAAAUAAAUACAUACGCAUUAAUAAAUUCUGUUAAAGUUAUUAAUUAAUUAAUUAAUUAAAAUAUAUAAUUAAAAAUUUUAUUGUUUAUUAAAAUAACUAAAUCUAUAAAACUCUGUAGUGUUGUCUUUACAUGAAUGCAUUAAAAGAAUAACAUAUAAAAAAUAAGUUUAUUUUUAAUAUUGCUAUGGUUUCUGUUACUUGUUAGAAAAACUGUAGUGAUCAAGACGGCGUAGAGUGCAAUAUUUGUAAAAAACGUAUGAAAUCAAAUAAACGCAUAACAUAACAAAAUACUUAAUGGUAUAUUGAUUGUUACCCGCACUCUUUAACUCUUUUUCGUAAAAUCUUAAAAAUAUAUUAUAAGUAUAAAAAAAAUGUGAUACGCAUAUUUUAUCAUAGAAAUGCAUCUUUUAAAAAGUCCCUGCAAAAAUAUUUAUAAUUAACAUCAC
Messenger RNA from Formica exsecta, 3022 nucleotides. RefSeq names its product histidine decarboxylase (gene Hdc). Gene Ontology annotation, biological process: histamine biosynthetic process; L-histidine catabolic process. Bases 1 to 2178 code for a protein of 725 amino acids. Gene Ontology annotation, molecular function: pyridoxal phosphate binding; histidine decarboxylase activity. The transcript has 15 exons. Lineage: Eukaryota; Metazoa; Arthropoda; Insecta; Hymenoptera; Formicidae. The record is from RefSeq and is a predicted model, not a curated record.